Messenger RNA from Histoplasma capsulatum G186AR, 930 nucleotides. Its product is annotated as metallo-beta-lactamase domain-containing protein. The coding region runs from base 1 to 930 and encodes 309 amino acids. Lineage: Eukaryota; Fungi; Ascomycota; Eurotiomycetes; Onygenales; Ajellomycetaceae. The transcript has 4 exons. The record is from RefSeq and is a predicted model, not a curated record. Gene Ontology annotation, biological process: secondary metabolite biosynthetic process.
AUGUUGGAGCACAUUCGGUCUGCCGAAGAACCAGAAAUUGGUAUUUCGUACAUUCACGAUGGCGGUACAACUUCCACAGCUUCCAGAUGUCGAGAGGUUGAGCGACAGGGUAAUCCGGAUCCUGGGUGGAAAUCCGGGAAAGGAACCAAUACAUACCUCAUCGGUCAAUGCCAUGAGCGUAUCCUCAUCGACACAGGGGAAGGUCGUCCAAGCUGGACCGAAAACCUCAAGGCUGCCCUGAAAAAUGAAAACGCCACAAUAAAAACCGUCCUCUUGACACACUGGCACCGUGAUCACGUUGGGGGUGUGCCCGACCUGCUCAAGAUCUGCCCCGACGCAAAGAUACACAAGAGCCAGCCUGAUGCAGAGGGCCAGUUUGAUAUCGAGGAUGGGCAGAUAUUUCAAGUCGACGGCGCAACGUUGCGAGCGUAUAGCACACCUGGCCACACGAAAGAUCACAUGGUAUUCAGGCUCUGCGAGGAGGAUGCGUUGUUUACAGGGGACAACAUCCUCGGGCAUGGCACCUCCGUCUUCGAAGAUCUAGAGGUCUACCUCUCGACCCUCGAAAAGAUGAAGUACUAUUUCUCCGGCCGCGCCUACCCGGGCCAUGGAGCUGUGAUCGCGGAUGGAAGCUUGAAGAUAAACGAGUACAUCAAGCACCGACAACAGCGGGAGGAUGAAGUGCUGCAAGUGUUGGUGUACGGUAGUUUAACGGCUGAGAGAGACGGUCCGUCAUCGCCGGUUAACGGGGAUGAACUUCGACGCUGGACGCCGAUGGAACUGGUGAAAGUUAUCUAUCGUGAUGUCCCGGUGACUUUACAUGUCCCGGCUUCGCAGGGGGUGUUUCAGAUUUUGAAGAAGUUGGAGUGGGAAGGGAAGGUUGUGACGGGAGAGAAUGACGGGGAAGACCGGUUUAUGAUCGUUCUGUGA